AUGGCUGGGGGCUACUUCGAGGUACCUGUGUCAAGCCGCGCAAGUGUUUCUGAUAUUGGGACAGGGUCAAACAAAAUAUCUUCAGUGUCACAUCAAGCAUCUCUGCCCCUGCCUGAUGAUAGCUUGCAGACCCAGCAGGCGUAUCAGGACUUGAAAUCAAACGGUGCUGGUACACAGGGCAGGCAUCGGAAUGCAAGCAUUCUGAAAACCACCAAUCGUGUCAAGUUUACUGUGGAUGAACCAGAGCAAUAUGCACCCACUAUCGGAGCUACGGGCGAAUCCCGACUGGACCGAAGGGGUACUGUGCUCCCUCAAAGACCUUUACCCACUGCCAACAUUCCAUUCAUACAGGAAAAAGGGUCCGUGAACCUACCUACUGUACCCUCACUGGACGAAGAGAGCUCCGGCGCGUCACCCGAUGUCACCGGCCUGGUGAUCGACCAGCAGACAAGCUCAUCGGGAAGCGGAAGAGAAGAUGAGCUCAGCCUUAGUACAAAUGACAAAGGGCGGACCUUAUCAUAUGCGCAGGAGAGGGUCCAGCGGCUAGCAUCCCUUCUAAGUUGCCCCCCAAAAUCUCCGAAAUCAAGCCCUCAACCUAGCCUGAACUCGUCGAUUGCGUCCCUUCCGACUGAGGCAGUAGUCUUUCCCUCCGAAGAUGGGGAUGAAGUUCCUAUGAUCAGCUUCCCUGAGAAACAACAACUCUUCGACGAUAUUACUGCCGGUGAGGAUGAUGCGGGUUUCGUAAAUGGACGAUUUAAUCCUCGCACAUCCGAAGCUUAUAACCUCGUGCGACAAAUGUCCCAACGAGACUUCUCCUUUUUGACUCGCGUUCGUCCUCCAUCUCCCGGUCCUCUGUCCGGCUCGGUCAUCCCGGUCGAGGACAGAGAUUCCGAGAGCUAUGUCGAACGACCAACCCAUUACCGUGGGGGUGUUCUAUCCUCCAUUCUAAAAUUAUACGAUGGCCAGACUGGUGGACCUCCACAUUAUCAUCACCAAGAACGGGGCCGGUGGGCUCGUUCCAGGAAAGGGAGUUCAUCUGAGUUCAGUGGACGUGGAUUAUCUCCUGAUCCUAUCUGGAAAUCACACCGGCCAAGGAAGUGGUACGAGAAGUCACCUAGCCAGUCUAGUAGUACACUCAUCGGUUCAUCAAUCAAGGACACAUCUCCCAUUGCUAUGCUGAAGCGAUCUCGCAGUAGCGGAGCAAUUGGAGGCGUGGCACGUCGAUGGGCGAAACAAGAUCACUUUGAAGACGAAAUCCGAAUCACGGUUCAUAUUGCGGAAAUAUUGACACGCCAACGAUAUCUCAUACGACUUUGUCGUGCUCUAAUGAAAUAUGGAGCUCCUACCCACCGACUGGAGGAAUACAUGCGGAUGACGGCUCGGGUCUUGGAAAUCGAUAGCCAGUUCUUAUAUUUCCCGGGAUGCAUGAUAAUCUCCUUUGAUGAUGCCUCUACACAUACGACAGAGGUGAAAGUCAUCCGUGCUAGUCAAGGCGUUGAUCUUGGUAGAUUAGCGGACGUACACGAGAUCUAUAAGGAGGUGAUCCAUGAUGUGAUUGGUGUGGAAGAGGCUAUACAACGGCUGGACGAGACAUCCAAGAGACCGAACAAGUACCACAUGUUGGUCCUAAUACUUGCUCACGGCUGUGCAAGUGCGAGUGUGGGCCCAUUUGCGUUCAAUGCGCGACCAAUUGAUAUGCCAAUUGCGUUUUUACUAGGAUGCUUACUUGGCAUCUUACAGCUUAUCCUAUCACCGAAGUCAAGUCUAUAUUCCAAUGUCUUUGAGAUCUCCGCAGCGGUCUUGACAUCCUUCUUGGCGCGUGCUUUUGGAAGUAUUCGAUUUCAGGGACAUCCUCUCUUCUGCUUUUCUGCGCUGGCACAAGCUUCCAUCGCUUUGAUUUUACCUGGGUAUACUGUGCUAUGCGCCAGUUUGGAACUCCAGUCUGGCAGUAUCAUCGCGGGCUCCGUGCGUAUGGUCUACGCAAUUAUCUAUUCCCUCUUCCUUGGAUUUGGAAUUACCAUAGGUACAGCUGUCUAUGGUUUACUCGACGCUCAAGCCUCGAAAGAGUAUACAUGUCCUCCCAGCCCAAUCAACAAUGAGUAUCUCGAGCGAUUUCCAUUUGUGCUGAUGUUCACAAUAUGUCUGGCUAUCGUGAACCACUCAAAGUGGAAACAAAUACCCACCAUGAUGGUGAUAUCCUUCGCAGGGUACGUGGUCAGCUACUUCAGUUCAAAGCGCUUCUACGCCAAUACCCAAGUCUCGAACGCGCUCGGCGCCUUCGUUAUUGGCAUCAUGGGGAACUUUUACAGUCGACUUCGUCAUGGUCUUGCAGCAGCUGCAAUGCUUCCUGCUAUUUGGGUUCUUGUCCCAUCAGGUCUUGCAGCGAGUGGGUCCUUAAUCUCAGGGAUCACCUCCGCAGAAGAAAUGACUCGGACUCCGUAUGCAGUCGUGAAUAACGGAACACAGGGCUUUGUCGAUGCGGCGAAGAAUAUGACUGCCGCUGAAGCAAGCCACCAGAGUUACGGCGUUGUUUUUGAUAUUGCGUAUGGUAUGGUCCAAGUUGCUAUUGGUACAACUGUGGGAUUAUUCCUGGCUGCUCUUGUCGUUUACCCAUUGGGUAAGAAGCGCAGUGGACUGUUCAGCUUCUGA
This is a messenger RNA of Penicillium malachiteum, 2649 nucleotides long. Its product is annotated as threonine/serine exporter family protein. The coding region runs from base 1 to 2649 and encodes 882 amino acids. Gene Ontology annotation, molecular function: transmembrane transporter activity. The record is from RefSeq and is a predicted model, not a curated record. Lineage: Eukaryota; Fungi; Ascomycota; Eurotiomycetes; Eurotiales; Aspergillaceae. The transcript has a single exon. Gene Ontology annotation, biological process: transmembrane transport.